CCAGGUACAGGUGGAUGAAUAUAAACAGCUGAAGGACACGCUUGAUAAGAUGCCCAGUCUGAGAAAUGCAGCCGUACAACCGCAAGCACCUGUACAGCUAGUCCAGAACAAGAACAUUGAUGAACCCCAACAACCCAAGCAAGAGGUGGCACCAGCUGAAGGUCAUGCGCAGGUGGAGCGGGUGAAGUCUGCUUAUGAACAGCAGCAGGAGCAGCAGCGUCUGGCGGCACAGCUGGCGGAGGAGCGCAGACAGCUGCAUCUGCGUCAGGAGGCCCUGCAGAAGCAGCAGCUGCAGCAGCAGAAGGAGAGAGAGGAAAGACUACGCCUGCAGAGAGAGAGAGAGGAGCAGCUGAACCGAGAGGCAGAUCUCAAAGAGCAAAAACUCAAGCAAGAGAUGCUCCGGAAAAAGGCAGAAUAUGAAAACAUGGAUGCUGAUAUAGUGCAGGGAGAAGAAGAGGCACAAAUAGCCGAGGAGAAAGAGGAGAACGCACUACAUGAAGAUCCAAGGCAAGGUGAAGAGGACAACGUUCACCAUGAGGAGAAGCGACCAGUAGAAGCGGAUGUUGAUCCAGAGGACGACCCCAACAACCAGGGUGAGGAUGAGUUUGAGGAGGCUGAGCAGCAGCAUCAUCAUGAGGAGGAAGAGCCAGCACCCGUCGGCCACCCGGACAUGCACCCACAUGCUGAGAAUCAGCACCAGCCACCCGCAGAAGAGCAACUGGUGAUGCCCGGAAACCCAGAUCAGCAGGAAGACGCUCUGGAUGAGCAGUACCAGGAGGAAGGAGAUGAUGAGGCUCAAGAAGAGCUGGUAGACAAUCCCAAGCAUGAAGUGGCGCGAGAGGAAGAGGGAGACCCGUAUAAUGAGGAGAAUGUAGAACAGG
Danio rerio (zebrafish) is the source of this 881-nucleotide messenger RNA. It is a transcript of the gene golim4a, whose product is annotated as golgi integral membrane protein 4a. The record is from RefSeq and is marked provisional. NCBI's taxonomy places the organism in Eukaryota, Metazoa, Chordata, Actinopteri, Cypriniformes, Danionidae. Gene Ontology annotation, cellular component: Golgi membrane.